Uranotaenia lowii is the source of this 9507-nucleotide messenger RNA. RefSeq names its product cell adhesion molecule Dscam2 (gene Dscam2). The record is from RefSeq and is a predicted model, not a curated record. Gene Ontology annotation, biological process: cell-cell adhesion; axon guidance. Lineage: Eukaryota; Metazoa; Arthropoda; Insecta; Diptera; Culicidae. The transcript has 18 exons. Bases 1384 to 8940 code for a protein of 2518 amino acids. Gene Ontology annotation, molecular function: protein binding; nucleic acid binding; zinc ion binding. Gene Ontology annotation, cellular component: plasma membrane; axon.
UUCGUUGCGGAGUUCGGUUGUUUUCGAAAUGUUGUCCUCGGGUUGAGUCCUUUUUUGUGAAGUCGGUUUCCGCUUGCUUCCACCUUCCGCCGGUUGAUCCUAGGAUUGUGGUGGAUGAUAAGGCUGCAGCAUCCGUUCGGGUGGCUGAUAGGAGGAACAAGAUUCGGUGUGUGUGAUGGAAAGAAGAUUAUGAGGGAGUCAGACGGCUCAACCUGUGAGUGCGAACGAGAGCGAGGAAUGCCGAUGGUGGAGUCCUGCUUUUUGGCCAUUAUAACCGGAUUCUGAGUGCAGCCCUGGCUACAGAUCUUUGAGAAGAGAGCUUCAAUGGUGUAACGGUUAGAAGUGGUGGAAUUUUCGCACGGCUCGGAUGCUGCGAAUGAGAUGGUGGGCCAAGAUGUGUACCAAUAAGAAGAAAAUUGUCUGAGGAGCAAAGCACCGGUGAAAAGGAAAAGUGAAAAACACAAGGAAUAGCGCCAAAAUUUUGGUGGCCGUCUGGGAACUUCCAGCCAAGAGUCGGAAUAGGAGGAAGGUGUGUUUUUGUGCCAGUUUCCGUGUAUAAAUUUUCGAACCGCCGAAGUUUGUUGCUGUGGGUGGGUGCCAUACCAAAAUUUUCUCGGAAUCUGUGUCUGAGACGUGCUUGUGAAUGAAAGUGCAUUCGCACGGCGGCAACCGAUAAGAUUUUCGUGCCAAAAGAAAGGAUUUGCCGGAGGGCAAUCGCAUAGUUGUCUUGAAAACUUCCGGGGUCUCGGAGGAAACAGAAAAAAAAAUACUGAUGUUCCUGAAUGUGUUUGACCUAAAACUUACUACACUUUGUCUCUGGGAAAAGGUUAAAGAAAAGUGAAAACUGGCGUGCAGAAAACUCCUGCAAAGGAUUACAGCAUCGGAAAAAGGUGUUUCGCUAGGGUCAUCGAUUGUUGAAAAAGUUGAAAACCUGGCCCGAUGAAAAUUCAAUCCAGAUCAAUACCGGAUGCGAGUGAGUGAGAAAACCUGAGCAAGAGAGGAAUUAGCAGUGGUGUGCAUUCGGUCAAUAUGCAUGUUCGCACACGCAUCACGUUAGGUUCAGCAGCAUCCGGGUGACAAAUUGGUCAGCGGAAGCGCGGAGAAAGGGGCGCCUGAGAAAAUUUAUAUCAUCGUACAACAACACAUAAAUUAUUGAUUCGAUUCCGAUCUGGACGAACGCAAUAAGCACAGAAUUCAAGAAUAAAAAAAAACAAACAGAAGAUAACGCCGUGAUUUGUGCGUGUUGGUGCAGUGCAGUCGUGGUGCGUUGUGAAAAAUUAAUAAUUUUUCGGUAUCGGAGUGAGGCAAAAUUGAUUUUUGACUUGUGCUGGACGAAAAUUCGGAGUAUUGCAAAAGAUAUUUUUGAUCUGGAAAGCUAACUGAAUGCUUUUCGAUACAAAAUCAAAGAUGCAGCUCGCAAAGUGUAACGGCAUGAUGGUUGUGAUGUGGCUUACUCUAUUCUGGAUAAACUAUGAAACAGUACAAGCAUUCGAUUCACACCUGCGGGGGCCCUCGUUCGUAAUGGAACCACCGCCACGACUCGAGUUUUCCAAUUCUUCCGGAGGCUGGCUGGAUUGUUCGGCCUCCGGAAGCCCGCAGCCAACAAUCGAUUGGCUCUCGGUGGAUGGCACAUCCGUCGGGGAUGUCGGUGGAGUGCGACGGGUUCUCCGGAACGGCACGCUGGUGCUGCUUCCAUUUCCUGCUGCCGCCUAUCGGCAGGACAUUCACAGUACAAUCUAUCGGUGCGUAGCAUCGAACACAGUUGGACGGGUCAUCUCGCGAGAUGUACAAGUUCGAGCAGUGGUGGCUCAGGCGUACAAAGUUGACGUCGAAGUGUUAGCAGCAUCCCGCGGUUGUACGGCGAUCCUGCGUUGUGUAGUGCCUAAUUUUGUUAAGGAGCUAGUACGGGUGGUGUCUUGGGUGCAGGAACCUGCCUUCUACAUCUAUCCCUCACUGCAGGGAGAUGGAAAAUAUCACUUACUUCCCACUGGCGAGCUUCUAAUUCACAACCUAGAGUACAACGAUCGAUACCCAUCGUACCGGUGUAGGACGAUGCACAAACUGACGCGGCAGGUGGUGACGAGUAAUUCAGCGAAAAUUCGAAUGAGUGAGCAACGAGGCAUUAUUUCGCCAAGCGUGGUCGAGCACACAUCACACGUAUCAGUAUCGCAAGACGAAGGCGCUGUGCUACUUUGCAUAGCACAAGGAUGUCCAUCUCCUGAAUAUCGAUGGUACACCCACAACGGACCGGAACCGAUUCCUGUGUCAUCCGGGCCGCGGAUAAGACUGUUGGGCCCGGUUCUGGCCAUCGAAGCGGUAACUGGGGAGGACGGUGGUGUGUAUAAAUGUUCCGCCUCUAAUGCGGGCGGCGAGGCCAGUGCAGAUCUACGCCUCACGGUGUCCACGCCAAUCCAUGUUGAGAUAUCUCCAAACGUGCUAAGUGUUCAUAUGGGUGGUACGGCUGAGUUCCGUUGUCUUGUUACGACCAACGGAAUGAGCGCGGGACCCCAGCACAUUACGUGGUUCAAGGAUGGUCGCCAGUUGCCUAGUUCGGGCCGAGUUGGCGAUACCCUCCAGGUGACGGGAGUGACCCGAGAGGACAAGGGCAUGUACCAGUGCGUGGUGCGGCGGCAAGAAGGAGAUUCGUUCCAAGCUUCCGCCGAGCUGCAGUUGGGCGUGAAAUGUGCGCGACCUCGAGUAAAAUCGGACAUUAAAGUUGUGAAGUCGAGUGACGGAAAUUUGCCGAGAAACAAGAUGGCUGAUCCGAUUGUGGAAUUGUGCGCCACGUUUACGAAAGUUGGCCUAGAAGGCGAGUGCAAGAAAAGGAUGCUACCGGCGACAGGCAGCAAGACGGAGAUGGCAAGACGGAUCGUUACUCAUGAUAACGCUACAAACGAUGAUUGUCAGCGUACCAACGACGAGGUACAUGACGGUAGCCACGAUGACGAUAGUAAUGAUUCCUUUGCCGAAGAUGUCGCCAGCCACGAAGAAGCCGAUGACAAAGAGGCCGAAGAUGACGACGAUGACGCGGCUAACGAUGAUAGUCACUCUGCUGACGAAGACAGCACACAGGGAGACCAAGCCGAAGACGACGAUCAGCAAAGUAGUGUGGGUGAAAGUUCGAGUUUCCGUACAGCUGUUCAAUUUCAGCCCACCUCAACGCCGAAGCAAACGAAGAAGUUGCAGAAAAGUGCUCCACGACCCUAUUCGUUCCGUGACGUAGAAGAAAGUAUCGAAUCGUACACCGCGGAAGAGGGUCAGAACGUGAAAGAAUGGAUGCGUCAGUUCGAAGAAAUAUCAGCUGCUGCAUAUUGGAAUGCCGAGCAAAAGCUGAUAAUGCUGCGGAAGAAACUGACAGGUACGGCGCGGCGAUUUGUGUUCACGCAACGUAACCUGAACACAUUCGCAAAACUGAAGAAGGCGCUGAUCGAAGAAUUUGCCCCAUUUGUGCGUGCAAGUGAUGUGCACCGGCAGUUGGCAGCUCGUAAGAAAAAGCCCACUGAGCCGGUACGUGAUUACGUUUAUGAUAUGCAACGAAUUGCGCUGCAGAUCGAUCUCGAUGAGCCAAGCUUGUGUGAGUAUAUCGUCGAUGGUGUGACAGACGACGAGUAUCAUCGAUCUAUGUUGUACGACGCUCUCACCAUUAAGCAGCUGAAGGAGAAGCUUUCCAUGUUCGAAAAAUCGAAGGCUAAAAUGAACAAAAAGUCCCACACCGAAGACCGUAACAAGCAGCGAAGAGAUCACCCUGUGGAUGGGAAAGAUUCGAAGCCGAAAUCCGACGCACGACGACACUGCUUUAACUGUGGUAGUUCGACACAUGUUGCCAGCGAUUGCCCGCAGAAAGGAGAAGGCCCGAAGUGUUUUUCCUGUAAUGGUUAUGGGCACCUGUCGCGAGAGUGUGACAAGAAGAGCGACGAGCAAGGCGCGAAGAGAAUCGCUAUAGUGAAUACGAUCGAAAAAGUAAACAUUCAGCCCAGUGUUAGUGUGAAGUUGGCUGACCACGAGCUAUGUGCUAUGAUCGAUACGGGAAGUGAAAUUUCGCUGAUGCGAAAGGAUGUUUGGCUCAAUAUUGAGAAAAGUUGCGAUAUUGGAGCAAAAUUGAAGCGAUCUGACAUAAGGGUACGCGGAUAUGGUGGAGAAGUGAAAACAGUGUGCGAGGAGGCAACUGUCAAUGUUGCGAUCGAAGAAGAAAAUUUCGUUAUUCGUUUUUAUGUCGUGCCCAGCAAUGCAAUCGACAUGCAAGUGGUGUUAGGAAUGGAUUUCCUUCACGGUGUCGAUUAUUCGAUAACCCCGAAAGGCGUACGUGUGAAGAAGUAUCCGCUGAAAGAAGCCGAAGAGGACAACGAUGCGAAGUGGAUCCGACGGAUCGAAGAUUGCACUGAAAGUGAACUUAUAGUUUCGAAUGCUUACCGUGAACAUCCGGAAAGUAGUGUUAUCGCGAAAAAUCCUACGAUUAAGCCGUCCGACAGCGAAUUCAUGAUCGGACAGUACGUUACGGUCCAUGGCGAUGUGAUAUCACAUGUGAACAUAAGUCACGUUAUGGUUGAAGACGGUGGCGAAUAUUCGUGCAUAGCGGAGAAUCGCGCCGGAAAAACAUCCCAUUCUGCGCGGCUCAACAUCUACGGUCUUCCGUACAUUCGUUUGAUUCCGAAGGUGACGGCAGUGGCUGGUCAAACGUUGUACCUGAAAUGCCCGGUCGCCGGCUAUCCGAUCGAGGAAAUCCACUGGGAACGGGGAGGCCGGGAGCUACCCGAGGACAUGCGCCAGAAGGUUCAAACCGACGGGACACUCGAGAUCAAGGAAGUGCAAAAGUCACUGGACUCGGGCGUGUACACUUGCUGGGCGCGAAACAAACAGGGCCACAGUGCCCGACGGAGCGGCGAAGUGACCGUUAUAGUUCCUCCCAAUAUCGAGCCCUUUACCUUCCAAGACGGCCUAGCCGAAGGGAUGCGAACUCGCACCGUGUGCGGAGUAUCCAAGGGCGAUCCACCCCUGUCUCUCAAGUGGCUCAAGGACGGUGAACCGCUGUCCUCGCUACUCGGUGCCAACGUGUCCACUCUCGAUCAGUACUCGUCCCUCCUCAAUAUCCCCUCCCUCUCAGCGGCACAUUCCGGCGACUAUACGUGCGUCGCCAGCAAUCCCGCGGCCGAGGUGAAGUUCACUGCGUCGUUACAGGUAAAAGUUCCACCCCGUUGGAUUGUCGAACCGACGGACGUGAGCGUGGAACGAAACCGGCACAUUACUCUACACUGCCAAGCGCAAGGAGUUCCCACCCCAACGAUUCAGUGGAAGAAAGCAACAGGAAGUAAAUCGGGAGACUAUGAAGAGGUUCGGGAACGACCUUACACAAAACUGUUGACAAAUGGGUCGCUUCUGCUGCAGCACGUGAAAGAAGAUCGGGAAGGAUUCUAUUUGUGUCAGGCACACAACGGCAUCGGGACAGGUAUUGGGAAAGUCAUCCAAUUGAAAGUGAAUUCUUCACCAUACUUUGCUGGACAGUCCAAGAUGGUUACAGUCAAAAAAGGGGACACUGCCAUAAUGCAAUGUGAAGUUAAAGGCGACAAACCCAUCAAUGUGGUAUGGCUUAGGAAUGGUAAACAUGAACUCAACCCUUCCACCAAUUAUAGAGUUUCGAUAAAACAGGAUGCGACACCAGAAGGAAUUCAUGCUGAAGUUCAAAUAUCAAGUGUGGAAAGUAGUGAUAGUGGAGCUUAUUUCUGUCAAGCCAGCAACCUGUACGGAAGGGAUCAGCAAUUAGUUCAACUGCAAGUGCAAGAACCACCUCAGCCACCUUCCUCUCUGGAGGCAUCGAUGGUAACUAGUAGAACGGUUAACUUGAAAUGGCAACCACGCGGAGGUGACGCGGCUGAAGUGUCAAAGUACAUUGUCGAAUACAAGGAAAUUGAUCGUCAGUGGAUGUAUAUGGAACUGGGAGAUCCUCCACAAUAUGCAACCAUGAUCGAAAAUUUAAAACCAGCAACUAACUACGUAUUUAGAGUCAUUGCUGAAGGUCCAGCAGGCAGAAGUUCUCCUAGUCAAGAGUUGUUCAUUAAAACUGAACCACAAAGACCAGCAGGUGCUCCACUCAAUCUUUCAGUAAGGCCAGUUUCCUCCACUGAAAUUUUAGUCAACUGGAUGCCACCGGCUUACGAAUUGAGACAUGGAGAAAUUCAGGGCUAUAACAUAGGGUAUAGAUCAAUGCACACCAACUCAAACAACUAUAACUUUACAUCGAUAUCCGGAGACGGUGAAGAUGGGACGGGUGAGUUCCUAUUGGGCAAUUUGGCCAAGUAUACAAGAUAUACAAUAGUCGCUCAAGCAUUCAAUCAAGUCGGACCAGGUCCUCUCUCAGAACCUGUAACAGCUCAAACUAUGGAAGACGUUCCCAGUAAACCACCUGAGGACAUUCGCUGCGCUGCACUAACCUCCACCUCGAUACAGGUAUCUUGGCAGCCUCCGCAAGCUCACCACACCAACGGUCUACUGCAGGGAUAUAAAGUAUUCUACGAAUCUGCCGCUGAGGAGUUGAUUAGCAAUGGCGACAUGGAAACACGCAAAACCACUGCCCUCACUAUGCUACUGACCAGUUUGCGGAAGUUUUCCAAUUACAGUGUUCAAGUACUCGCAUAUACUCGAAUGGGCGAUGGCGUCAUCUCACCACCUUCAUUCUGCCAUACCGAAGAGGACGCCCCGGAAGCGCCAUUCGAUGUUAAGGUAGCUAUAAGCUCACCAUCGUCAUUAUACGUAUCAUGGCUACCACCUAACGAACCCAACGGAAUUAUAACAAAGUACAAUCUUUACAUCCGCGCCGUCAACGGUCGCGAAGAACUAAGUAAUGAUAAACGCAAUCUACUGCCACAUCAACUUCAUUACGAAGCGAAACAGCUUCAAAGCCACACUGAAUACCAGUUCUGGAUAUCGGCUUCGACACGCGUCGGAGAGGGGAAAAGCACUCAAGUGGUAUCUCAAAUGACAUCGAACAGAGUUCCGGCCAAGAUUGUUUCCUUUGGUGGUCUGACAAUCCGUCCGUGGAAGACUUCGGCCUCCCUCAACUGUAUGGCUGUAGGCCAACCUCGUAGAGAAUGGUUCAAGGGCGAUAUUCUACUGCGGUCGGGCUCACAUCACAAUGUUCAAAUUCUAGAUUCUGGCGAAAUCAUCAUCACCAUGCUACAGACAACAGACACCGGAAACUACACCUGUCAGGUGGACAACGGAAUAGGAACCGAUCGUCUCACGCACAAUCUAUUAGUACAAGUUCCUCCAGGGCCACCGGUCCUAUACAUAACCAGUGCUACCUCUAGCAGCAUACUACUACACUGGAAAAUUGGAUCUACAGGAAAUGCACCGAUAACAGCGUUCUCACUACAUUAUCGACGCUUCCACGGAAAUUUAGAGGAGAUGCAGCUCUCCAGGCAUGCCUCCAGUCACGAGCUGAAGGGUCUUUUCUGCGGUAGCACCUAUCAAAUAUAUCUGGUUGCUCACAACAAAAUAGGUCCAUCCCCGGCCAGCACCAUGCUCAAUGUAAAAACUCAAGGGCAACCUCCAGGCGUACCCGUUAACUCGGUCUUAAUUGCUCCAAACUCCACUGCUGUAGUGCUACGUCUCAAUAGUUGGCCAGACAAUGGGUGCCCCAUUCUUUAUUACGUUCUUCAAUAUCGUUCAAUUUCAAACAGCCUGGACGACGAAUGGCACUUGGUUUCGAACGCCUUGAAACCGCAGAGAAGAUUCACUCUAUCGGGAUUGCUACCGACUACCGCGUAUCAACUGAAAAUGGAAGCUCACAAUGUAGCCGGCUCAACCAAUGCCGAAUACACAUUUAUCACACUUACUAAAGAUGGAGAUCCACCACCACCAGAUUUGAUUCACCGGGGCAAUCGGCCUCCGAUAUUUUACAACAACAUCCAGCUGCUGAUUCCGAUCAUCAUCACGAUUACGGCCACUAUCAUUUGCAUAGCCUUCACGGUAGUUUGCUACAAAUAUCGCCAACGCGGUCGCGAACGGAAGGACACGAUGGACGGCAGCCAGCAGAGCACAGAUGCCCAACGGGACCGGUACUACGCGACGAUCCACAAGGUGGCGCUGCAGGCUGGAGACAAGAUUCCUGAAACGUCAGAGGACAUUUCGCCAUACGCGACGUUCCAGCUGUCGGAAGCAAGCACCCUAGCUCAACCCCAUCACAGCGGACCGGCCAAUACGCUACUGCACUCCUUCAUGUACCACGAACGUGCCAUGACCGAGGGAUGCGCAUCCCCACCCCCAGCAGCGGUACUAAGACAACUUCAUAAUCAGUCGCCUUACUACAAUAUUAAUUCAUCCAAAGGUCGACGGAGGCAUUCGCGUAAAACUGAGCCCGAGAGCGAAGAGUCUGAUUCCGACCAAGACCAAUUAACGUCCAGCCGUACCGAAUCGUCCAACCAAUUGGAUGCCAAGAUCAAGCAUAGUAAGGAUGACCUCCUACAACCAGCUGCCUGUGGGGAUGACGAGCUCGUCUAUAACCAGCAUUUCAUGCGUUCCAUUCCAGGUCUCAUCUAUCAUGGCACGCAAUCGAGCACCUCAUCCGACCUGUCACCGAUGUCAGAACAGAAAUCACUACCUCGUCGUGGCAGAUCAAGGGGAACAAUGAGAUCCUUACUUACACCACUACAUUUACCCGACAAUACAAUGGGAGGCGGUGGUGGCGGUCCGCUGUUCCACCAGGUUCCGAUCGAGAGUGGCACCCCGGACAGGCUGGAGCUGUCGGAGGCCGAGUGCGACAUCGACACGAUCAAGAAGCUGAAGCUGGGUAUGCGUUCGUCUCUGUGGUCGCGCCCUCAACAGAGCACUAGUCCGGGUGGCGGAGGCGCAGCCCUCUCGAUAGCCACCGGCGCCGUUGGAGCUGGCAAUGGUAACUCUACCCCGGGCCAACCGACCCAUCCGUCGGAUUACUCGAUCGCGGUCUAAGAUCAAGAUCGAUCAUCACCAUCAUCAAAGCGUUGUUCCGGAGCAUUUCACCUCAUUGAGGUACGAAUGUGGCAAUUUUUUCACGAAACGGUCAUUCAGAGCUAUGCACCUAUCAAUAAUACGCAUGUCCCUUACAACACGCAGAGAAAAGUUACUCAAAGUGCGUGUAUUGAAUUUUAGGUGAAAAAUUUUUUACGAUCACUUUUUAUGAAUCUGUUUCGACUGUGACCGUUUUUAUAAAGAUUUAUAAGUAGUUUAAGUUAUGACGAAUUUUCCUAACCCUUACAAAACGAAAGUUCGGGAAGUACUUUUCAAACACUAGACUAUUUAAAAAAAACUGUUCGACGAAUACUAAACGAAUAUUUUGCCAUCUGCUCAUUCUGCCAAUUCUCAUAAUUUUGAACAUAUUAGUCACAUUUAAAGAGAACGAAAAGACUAAACAUCCAGUUCAAAACAAAAUAUAAGUUCAUUCACGAUCAUAAAUAUUCCAAAAUCGAAACUAAAGAUCAAGAUACAAUAUAUAGAACAUACAAUUGAUGAUUCAGAUUCACAAUUGAGAAUUCAGGC